CAGAACAUCUUCAAAUAAUACUUUGGUACUGCGCCCACCUGAAUCUUACGAGAGAGCUUCUGCGCCAAUGAUGAUUGAUGCAGAACAGUCAUCAUCAGCCUCUGUGGUUAUUAUUUUUAAUCGUCAGUCUAGUUCCACUUCAAACCCAACGGUCAUAUCACGUUAUUCAACGCCAGAAGAUGAUUCUGAGUAUACUGAAAAGUCAAAAGCAAAAGCUGCAAAGGUUGCAGAGGAAUUGAAGAGAUCAAAACUUUUGGAAAAAGAGGCUCGUAAGAAAACUUUAUUAGCAAUUAAGGAGGACCGUGAGAAUUUGAAACUGCGCAGAUUAAAUCCUAAAACAGAUGGUGGUAGCCCCGCAAGUUCAUCCAUUUCUACUCCUCCACAAAAGAUCGAACAAUCAGAUUCAACUCUUAUUCAGAUCCGUUUAUCAACUGGUCAGGCAAUACGUCAAAAAUUUCUUAAUACUGCUUUAGUAUCUGACCUCUUCAGUUGGGUUAUUAGUAAGAAUGAACCAAGCAAAAAGUUUCAAUUGGUGCUACCCUUUCCACGAAAGGUGUUUGGUGACGAUGAGAUGGAUUCAACACUUACCGAUGCUGGUUUAGUUCCAAACGCUUCACUAAACGUAGUAAAGUUAGAUAUGCCUUCUGUUGACACGCAAGCUCCUAUAAACAGUAUUCCGAGUUCUAUCACUUCGAAUAUUGGAUCAGAUGAUUCAAAUAAUAAUGGAAGUAGUGGCAGCAACACAGGCCAAUUGUUACCAAAUGUUCCUAAUCUGCAGCAAAUACUUCCCCCCAAUUUACCGCAGCAGCUACCUCCAAGACCAGGAGGACCCCCUCCAAAUUUACCGCAGCAGUUACCUCCUCCAGUACCUAUGCAACCAGGACUCCCUCCAAAUUUACCACAGCAAUUACCUCCUCCAAUACCUGUACAACCAGGAAUUCCUAUGGCUGUCCAACCAGGAAUUCCUCCUCGAAUACCCGGCCGACUUCCUCAAAACCCGAUACCACCUUUAUUACCCCACCCACUUGUCAGAUCGCAACCAUUUUCUGGCACAGGUUUUCGCUUAAACAGUCAACCUAAUCAACUACCAAUUUUACAGCAGGACUCUGAUGAUGAUGCCGAUGAUGAAGAAAAAAGGAAACGCAUUGCUGAAGCUGUACAGGCACGGAUACGUGCAGAGGAUUCUGCUUCGACUGAUGAUUCGCAGCAUACAAAACAUGGUAUCAGACGUGAA
Messenger RNA from Racocetra fulgida, 1234 nucleotides. The record is from the annotation of a GenBank genome assembly. NCBI's taxonomy places the organism in Eukaryota, Fungi, Glomeromycota, Glomeromycetes, Diversisporales, Gigasporaceae.